UACCCCGUCUCAUUUCCCCUACGCGAGCGGCUAGGGUUUCCAGCCAGUGCCAGACCAGCCGCUGCCGCCGCCCGACGCCGGCGCCCCUCCCGAUCCACGCGGUCGCCUCCACCACGCGCUGCCCCGACCCACGAGGCCCGCCAUGGAUCCCUCUUCCGGGUAGCAGAUCUCCGCCGCCGCACGCCUCCCUGCCUCGUCGCCGGUCGGCCUCGAGCCACCAAGCCGCCACCGCCGCCGCCCGCCGACCGCCGCACCUGGAACCGGACGCUCCUCUCCCUCGACUGCUUCCUGCCUGCGCGGCAUCGACCACCAUCUCUUUCCAUUGCUGCACUGCCUGCGCCUGGAGCCAGACCUCCGGGCCACCAUCCCGCCUGCUCUUCCCCCGGGAAACAGCUCUCAAUGGCACAAACAAGUGAAAGCCAAUCAAGCGGCGGGGAAAAAAGUGAAGAUGGCUCUAUCCUUGUUCCAUUCACCCUUCGUAGGGAGUAUCUGCAUCGUGAGACCGGAUUCGGAUCUUUCUUUUUGGAGAUGCCUUCCCUUGUAGAAGACAUAUCCAAAAUUCAUAAAAAUCCUUAUCCAAAAGUUGUCCUUCUAGUAAAUGACAAAGAUAAAAAUCAGAAAGAGUGCUUAAAGAUAAUUCGUGACUUAAAUCAUGAAAACAUUCUUCGAGUGGAGUUUUGGGAAGAAGUUAGCAAUGAACCACAUAUCCGAGUAUAUGUUGAGCCUUAUACCGCAAUCAUUUCAGAGCUUUUCCAGAAUUUUGAAUCUCUUAUCAAUCCAAGAACAAACAUGAUUCCAUCUCAAUCUUUGGAAGAAAUCGUGAGUGCAACGAUGGGUGCUUUAGAUUAUAUCAGAGACAAUAAUCAAUAUCACGGCAACUUCUCGUGGAAAACAACGUUUUAUCAUUUGGUGAAUGGCAAUGUUAUAGUGAAGUUGGCAAACUUCGAAAGGAAAAACUCAAAUGAUCUGCUACAAUGUCAAGUUGAGGAUGUUACAUCUCUUGGAGCCUCUCUUGAGGCGCUAUCUCAGCAUCUCAAAGAUAAUUAUCCUAAUGUCAAGAAUUACACGUAUUGCUUGAUAGAUGAUCUUGCAAGGAAGUUAAAGUCCGUUACCAAGGAUUCAAUCGGUACAGUGAAACGUGAUCUUCAAGAUCAUGAAUUCUUUUGGGAUGAGAAAAGAACGAAGAUAUUCUUUGCCUAUGAGGUACCUGGAAUAUGGAACGAUACAGCUAUUCAGAAUAGAUUUAGGCUGUCUCCGUCUAUGCCAACGCUCCCAUGGACAGCGGCAUGGGCAUCUGAUCCACUUAUGGUAGAAAUGGAAAGGUAUCGAUCAAAUAAUGGGCUUGGAGACUAUGAUGGAGAAAGUUUGGCAGAUUUUUUCAGAUUCAUAAGCGGGAUGUAUACUCAUGAAAAUGAGCUCAGAAAAACUUUGAAGAAUGAAAAGCUCUCUAUUGAUGCUGAAGUUCGCAAGAAGUAUCCAAGUCUAUGUCAUGAUCUAAAUGCCGCUAUACGGGGUGAUGCGUAAGGCGAUGCCAUGAAAGAGUGAGGUCCGAUGUUGCGGGUCUUCAGACACCAGAAGAGGAUGCUAAGCUUGUAGAAGGUGCAUGAAGUUUGAUGUGGAGUCAUGAACAAAACACUGAAUCAAGACGCUGUCCGUGUAUCUGUAGUACAACGUUCCAGCAAACUGGGAUGUUGCCUAGUUUAAUUCAGAGGCUGAGCAUGGUAGUGAUGUUGCCUAGUUUAAUUCGGAGGCCGAGCAUGAUAGUGAUUCUUCCUAGUUUAAUUCAGAGUCGAGCAUGAUAGUGAUGUUGCCUAGUUUAAUUCAGAGGCCGAGCAUGGUAGUGAUGUUGCCUAGUUUAAUUCAGACGCUGAGCAUGGUAGUGAUGUUGCCUAGUUCAACUCAGAGGCGGAGCAAGAUAAAUCGAACUGUGAUGUUGCCUAGUUUAACUGUAGUUGUAAACUGUAAUAUUGGAUGCUGUGGGUCUGCUGUUUUAGUUGCUUCUAGAAGACACUUUGA
Molecule: messenger RNA, 2016 nt
Organism: Triticum urartu
Lineage: Eukaryota; Viridiplantae; Streptophyta; Magnoliopsida; Poales; Poaceae
Source: RefSeq, a predicted model, not a curated record